UUGUGAUGCAUGGUGAUUCGAAAGAUUGAGACGAUUUAGAUUUCCCUAACAGAGGAUUCAAACUUGAUUAGUUGAAUCUGGUUGAACGUUAUCACAAAUAUUAAUGUGUGUAACGAUACACGUGUCAGCAAUUUUUUAAUUUUAAAAAAUCAUUCCAUUUAAUAAAAUUUGUAACGAUGAUCAUACCUGUACGCUGCUUUACUUGUGGAAAAGUUAUUGGCAACAAGUGGGAGGCUUAUCUUGGUUUACUACAAGCGGAAUACACAGAAGGAGAUGCUCUUGAUGCACUAGGAUUAAAGAGAUACUGCUGCCGCAGAAUGCUUCUUGGCCAUGUGGAUUUGAUUGAAAAACUCUUGAACUAUGCACCAUUAGAAAAAUAAACACUAUGUUCAAUUGUUCAUUCCAUAUUUUAUCUUGUAUAUUAAUGCGUAUGUUGUAUCAUAACUGUAUAAGUUAGUUAAAGAUCAUGAUCAUGAAGCAGAAAGUAAAAAUACAUGUAUAUCAAUGUGAAGUGCAUUCCCAGUCAUAAAGUUUAAAUUAUUUAUAUUUCUACAAACUAUUGUAGCAGUAGACACAUUAUACAUAAACGGAGAAGGAAUAAAAUACACAAAAUAUACUG
Molecule: messenger RNA, 619 nt
Organism: Dufourea novaeangliae
Lineage: Eukaryota; Metazoa; Arthropoda; Insecta; Hymenoptera; Halictidae
Gene: Rpb10
Product: DNA-directed RNA polymerases I, II, and III subunit RPABC5
Exons: 2
Coding region: 177-380 (67 amino acids)
Biological process (GO): tRNA transcription by RNA polymerase III; transcription by RNA polymerase I; transcription by RNA polymerase II
Cellular component (GO): RNA polymerase III complex; RNA polymerase I complex; RNA polymerase II, core complex
Molecular function (GO): DNA binding; DNA-directed RNA polymerase activity; zinc ion binding
Source: RefSeq, a predicted model, not a curated record